This is a messenger RNA of Cataglyphis hispanica, 3811 nucleotides long. Its product is annotated as proclotting enzyme-like. The transcript has 8 exons. Bases 1398 to 3125 code for a protein of 575 amino acids. Lineage: Eukaryota; Metazoa; Arthropoda; Insecta; Hymenoptera; Formicidae. The record is from RefSeq and is a predicted model, not a curated record. Gene Ontology annotation, biological process: proteolysis. Gene Ontology annotation, molecular function: serine-type endopeptidase activity.
UAUAUAUAUAUAUAUAUUUUAUCGAUAUCGAUAUUUUUUAUCAUAAUCAGGGAAAUAUUUGAACUUCUACAAAGUCCACAUCUUAUGCAUAAUAAUAUCGAAGAAGAGCACUUAAUCUACAAUUAUAUUUCGCGUGCUCCUUUUCAUCGUUUCUUCUAUAUAUGUCCAUUCAACGUGCAACGCAAAACGUUUCUAACUAUUUCUAACGUAUCUAACGGACUUUUGUACAUGUGUUAAUAGAUUCCAUUGUGUAUACUCACAAAGUGAAAUGCGAUUUAUUUGCUUUUAUCAGUUUGUAAAUGGCUAUUUGGUUUACGAACAUUCACCUUAGUCAGUUGUUCUCACUCGAAGAGCGAUUGAUUGUAAUGAGAGAGACGUUAAGGUUAUAUAUAAGUGCAUCUAUUUACUUUAAACUAGUUCGUCCUAAUAGAGAAUAUAAAUUGAAUGAGUAGAAUAUAUCAGAGAAGCGAUUUAUCGCAUAACUAUUCUUAAGAAAAACGCGUAUUCUCUCUUUUUCAAAAUAUAUUGGUGAUCUGUAUAUUUUAAAUCCCAUCAGAGGAUAAAUUAUAUAUGUUAAAUAAUGCGGUAUAUAUAGCGACGCUUACUUUAUACAACAGAACACACGAACUCGAUGUAGCAGAAACUAUCACGACGUAAAUAAAUUUAGAUAAUAUUACAACUCGUUUGGUUCACUUUUUCUCUUUUUCAGUCUAAAAAGAAAAAAAAGAGACUUUGUCAUCCCGAAGAUUCAUCGGAAAUCUUUACGACAAUUGUUUAUCUCUGCAGCAGGAACGAAGAAAUAACAGUGAUUACAUCCGGUGCACGCACCUGUUGAAGACUUGCCGAUUUCAAGACAUUCCUACGUGACGGAUCGUCAUCAAAAGACGGAAUAGCGAGUAGUAGAGGGAGCACCACUUUCCCUUGAAGACCUGGGAAGACGGCGCCUCGGAGAAAGAAGGAGAAAGAACGGGAGAGAGUGAGCACGCGAGCAAGCCGAUCAGUCGCGGUCCACUGUCGAGAGUAAAGUGUGUCGAGGUCUUUUCACAGACAGUUCGUCGUGGCCGUGGAUCGUGGAUGUCUAUGCAACCGUGAUUGCACGCUUCCUUCCUUCUAUCCCACGAUCAUUUCUCUUUUUUAUUUCUUUCUUCUUUUACCGCGCCGGUGUCCUGUCCUCUUCCGUCUCCCUGCCAAUUGUCACUCUCAUUCUUUCUCUUUGUUUCUUCCGCCACUCUCAAUGUACCAUGCAUAACUUGCCGGCGCUCUCGCGCUGAUCACACGAAACGACAUUCUUAGUUAAAAUAGUUCGGCGUCGCGUCGUUCAUACCCCGGGUAUCGUAGACGCGUUGCAUAAACACUGGGAUGUCCGCGGGAUAAGUUUUCCUCUUUUUCUAACGGAGAUGUCAUCACCAGCGGUCCUAAGCCUAUGCAUAAUAUGGAGUCUAUUUGUCGGCUCCAUUUCGUACACCGAAGAAGUUGUACAUUAUCACUCUUACCCGUACGGAUACAGCAACUCGUAUGUCUCGCUGACAAGAGGAUGGCCACACUCCUGGGACCGAAUUGGACCGAGCAGAUCAGACAGACCGAUAUAUCGCAGAGACACGCAAGUGCGUCCCUACACACAGUUGAUGAAGGUCGAGCAAGAGCAAAGCGAUCCUUUGAUAACCAUCAGCGAGACUCUGGGCGCUUUAAACACCGUGGGCAACUAUAUCGUCAAUAUGACGAGGGGUGUCGAGAUCUCGAAUUAUCCGCCGAAAGAACUGCCCUCGGCAUUAUACACCAUCUCCAAGAACAUCUUAGGUCGCAACGUGACAGAUAGCAUCGCACCUUUGGUACGCGGCGUCGCAUUACCAUUAAGACAAACAAUCAUGUCUUCCACACAUGAGCCGCCCGCUCAAGAGCAGCAACAGCAGCAGCAAAAUGCGGAGAAACUGUCGAAUAGAGACAAGGAGUCCACUCCAUCUGCGUGCACGACAGCCGAAGGUGGAGCAGGAAAGUGCCAGGAUCUCAGCAAUUGUCCGCAAUUGUUACUCGAUCUCACAAAAUUGAGGCAAUCGUUGUGCUUUAAGAGUCUGUUUGUGCCUGGGGUUUGCUGUCCAUUGGAUAAAGCCGACAAUCCUAUUCCCAUCAACAUUGGUGGAGAUACGUUCUCCGGAACUGACAGCGGUGGACAUUCCCCGCGACCGCCAAUUCGACCCACGAAACCCCUCACACCACGCCCGAUACCAUUGUAUCCGGUAACAUCCUCGACUAUAAAACCUACGACACAUAUCGUUCCAUCGCCAGACUUAGUUGGCAAUAAUACGAAUGGCUUCGAAACAAUCGGGACGGUCGACAACAAUUUUAUUCAAGACGACGAUGAAUGCGGAGUGAGAAAUUCAGGCAAAUAUCGUGUUGUUGGAGGCGAGGAAGCGUUGCCAGGUCGUUGGCCCUGGAUGGCGGCAAUCUUCCUUCACGGUUCCCGACGAACGGAGUUCUGGUGUGGAGGGUCUCUGGUAGGACCGCACCACAUCCUUACUGCUGCUCAUUGCACGCGAGAUCAGCGGCAGCGGCCCUUUGCCGCUCGCCAAUUCACAGUGCGUCUCGGCGACAUCGAUCUAGAAAGAGAUGACGAACCAUCAUCGCCGGAGACUUAUGCGGUAAAGGAGAUUCACGCGCAUCCGAAGUUCUCGCGCGUUGGAUUUUACAAUGAUAUCGCCGUUCUCGAGCUCACUAGGCCCGUAAGAAGGUCACCAUACGUAAUACCCAUUUGCUUGCCGCAGGCGCGAUUUCGCGGAGAACCGUUCGCCGGCGCCAGACCGACGGUGGUUGGUUGGGGCACCACUUAUUAUGGUGGGAAGGAAAGCACCGUUCAACGACAGGCGGUCCUGCCAGUGUGGAGGAACGAGGACUGCAAUGCGGCUUACUUUCAACCGAUCACCAGUAAUUUUUUAUGCGCCGGUUAUAGUCAAGGUGGCAAGGACGCGUGUCAAGGUGACUCGGGUGGACCGCUGAUGCUGCGAGUCGAGGGGCGAUGGACACAAAUCGGCAUAGUUUCUUUCGGCAAUAAGUGCGGCGAGCCCGGCUAUCCUGGCGUAUACACACGUGUCUCCGAGUACACCGAUUGGGUUAAAAAUAAUAUGAAGUGAAAAUAUACACGCGCAAAGUCAUGUAGGGAAAAAGUUUUUAUAAAUAUAUUUCCCUACAAACCUGUAAAAAAAAUUAAAAUACGUUAGAAUGUAUUCGUUUCUACGAGAUAUCAAUGUUUUUUAAAUUUUCUGAAAUCAGAAAUUGAUUUAAGACAUUUGGAUUCUCUCUAAUUGAUCUAUUAUUUGGAAAUUUACCGCAAAAUAUACUUGAAGAAAUUUAUCAAUUCAGUAUUCUAUUUUAAUUAAUAUGUAGCAAGAUGCUUUGACACAUAGAUUUGUAAUAUACAUAAAUGUGCCUUUGUGUUAUUUUUUUUAUAAUUUCAAAAAUUCUACGAUGGUAACGUUAAAUAACGUAAAAGCACAACUUCCGUUCAACAAUCAUAAAACAUCUACGAGUUUAGGAAAUAUCAAACUGUAACAAUAUAAUAUUAUACAUUUAUUAUGCCGUCGUUUUUACAAUCACUCUUUUAUUACAUUUAUAAAUGUACAGCUCUCCCUCUGUAUUCCCUAAAUGUAUAUGUACAUAAAUACAGGAAUAUCUAUUGCAUCGAUAUCUUUGUGGAAAUAUACAAAUGUGCUAUAUGAAUAUAUACAUGAAUAUAUUCGUUGAAUAACUUAAUUAAAUUAUUAUCUUUAUAUUAUUUAUAUAUAUUAUGUAUGAUUAAAAUUCUAUACACAAAAGGAAA